Equus caballus (horse) is the source of this 2966-nucleotide messenger RNA. RefSeq names its product NIMA related kinase 4 (gene NEK4). The record is from RefSeq and is a predicted model, not a curated record. Gene Ontology annotation, molecular function: ATP binding; protein kinase activity. NCBI's taxonomy places the organism in Eukaryota, Metazoa, Chordata, Mammalia, Perissodactyla, Equidae. Gene Ontology annotation, biological process: protein phosphorylation.
CGCGGGGCUGCGCCGGGCGGGAUCGCUAUGGCAGCGGCGUCGCCGUGAGGCCGGCCUCCGUGCUCGCGCCCGGGCCGGGCAGCCUCCGCAGCCGCCGACACCGCAGCGUCUCGGGCAUGAGCGGGACCUUCCACCGCGGCCCGCUGCCCUACCCGCCUGCACCGCCGCAUCCCAACAGUAGCCCCGCGCUGGGAACAUGCCCUUGGCCGCCUACUGCUACCUGCGGGUCGUGGGCAGGGGUAGCUACGGGGAGGUGACGCUCGUGAGGCACCGACGGGACGGCAGGCAGUAUGUCAUCAAAAAACUGAACCUCCGAAAUGCCUCCAGCCGAGAGCGGCGAGCUGCUGAACAGGAAGCUCAGCUCUUGUCUCAGCUGAAGCACCCCAAUAUUGUCACCUAUAAGGAGUCUUGGGAGGGAGGGGAUGGUCUGCUGUACAUCGUCAUGGGCUUCUGCGAAGGAGGUGAUCUGUACCGAAAGCUCAAGGAGCAGAAGGGGCAGCUUCUGCCUGAGAGUCAGGUGGUGGAGUGGUUUGUUCAGAUUGCCAUGGCUCUGCAGUAUUUACAUGAAAAACACAUCCUUCACCGAGAUCUGAAAACUCAAAAUGUUUUCCUAACAAGAACAAACAUUAUCAAAGUGGGUGACCUAGGAAUUGCCCGAGUGUUAGAGAACCACUGUGACAUGGCUAGCACCCUCAUUGGCACACCCUACUACAUGAGCCCUGAAUUGUUCUCAAACAAACCCUACAACUAUAAGUCUGAUGUUUGGGCUCUGGGAUGCUGUGUUUAUGAAAUGGCCACCCUGAAGCAUGCUUUCAAUGCAAAAGACAUGAAUUCUUUAGUUUAUCGGAUUAUUGAAGGAAAGCUGCCGCCAAUGCCGAAAGAUUAUAGCCCAGAGCUGGCAGAACUGAUAAGAACAAUGCUGAGCAAAAGGCCUGAAGAAAGACCCUCUGUGAGGAGCAUCCUGAGGCAGCCUUAUAUAAAGCGCCAAAUAUCCUUGUUUCUGGAGGCCACAAAGGCAAAAACCUGCAAAAAUAAUACUAAAAAUGGUGACUGUAAAUCCAAGCCUGUUACUACAGUGGUUUCUGGAAAGGCUGAAUCAAAUCAGGAAGUAGUUCCCUUCCACCCACACUCUUCUGAGGGCUCCAAGACAUAUGUAAUGGGUGAAGACAAAUGUUUAUCCCAGGAGAAACUCAUAGUUGUUGGCCCCUUGAAGACACCUACAAAUUUGAAAGGCCACACUUCCAAACCAGACAUGAACACUACUUCAGAAUCGCUAGCCACAAUCAGUAGGGUGAAUAUUGACAUCUUACCUGCAGAAAGGAGGGACUCGAGCAACAGCUUAGUUCAAGAGAAUCAACCAAGACAUUUAGAUGCCUCUAAUGAGCUAGAAGGUAAAUGCAGUAUUUCUCAAGUGAAGGAGAGCCUGCAGCAUAACACUAAGUCCAGCGCUCAGCCAGGAAACCUGAUUUCCACAUGUGUGUCUGACAGUGUCACUGGGGAAAAGAAUGACCCAGUGAAGCCUCUGCAGCCUCUAAACAAAGACCAAAAGCCGAAAGACCAGGAUCGAGUUGCUGGUGAAUGUAUUACAGAAAAACAGGACAGAGUCUACCCAGGUUUACAGCCACACAGCUCUGGAUCUGAACCUUCUCUGUCUCGACAACGACGGCAGAAGAAGAGAGAACAGACUGAGCACAGUGGGGAAAAGAGACAGUUCCAAGAGGCUCCUCCUCGACUUUUACCUUCUCUUCCCACUGUUGGAAAAGUGGAUGACACAUUAACACAAAGGGAUGCUGAAAACCGCAGUAGAGUGGUCACUGGAUCUGUGAGCAGUUCAAGGAGCAGUGAGAUGUCAUCAUCAAAGGAUCGACCAUUAUCAGCAAGAGAGAGGAGGCGACUAAAGCAGUCACAAGAAGACAUAUUCCCCUCAGGCCCUUCAGUGAGGAGAGCUUCUCUCAGUGCAGCGGGGCCAGGGAAAAUACAAGAGGAAGGCCAGCACUCUGCUGCCGGAUGGUUGUCUUCUGACUGCAGUGUUGCUCAGGAAAGGAAACUCACCCGUUGUCUCUCUGAGGAUGAGUUAAGUUCUUCUGCAAGUUCAACGGAUAAAUCAGACGGUGAUUCCAGGGAAGGGAAAGGUCAUACAAAUGAAAUGAGUGACUUGCUACAAUUAAUGACUCAGACCCUAAAAUUGGACUCUAAAGAGAGCUGUGAAGAUCUCCCAGUACCAGAUCCAGUGUCAGAAUUUAAACUUCAUCGGAAGUAUCGGGACACACUGGUACUUCAUGGGAAAGUUGCAGAAGAGGCAGAAGAACUCCAUUGCAAAGAGCUGCCUUCAGCUAUCAUGCCAGGUUCUGAAAAGAUCAGAAGAAUAGUUGAAGUCUUGAGAGCUGAUGUGAUCCGAGGUCUGGGGAUUCAGCUUUUGGAGCAGGUAUAUGAUCUUUUGGAAGAGGAGGAUGAAUUGGAGAGAGAGGUACAUUUGCGGGAGCACAUGGGUGAAAAGUAUACGACUUACAGUGUGAAAGCUCGCCAGUUGAAAUUUUUUGAAGAAAAUGUGAAUUUUUGAGAAUUUAUUCUAGUCUACUGCCAGAACUAAAGACCUAUUUUCAAAGGUUUUUGGCUUAAACAAAAACAAACCCAUAACAAUGGCUGGAGGCCAUUCACCAUCCUUACGUCUCUUUGGGGUAUUUUUACUGGAAAAAAAUUGGACAGAACAGCAUAAUAUGAAACAAGCUCACAAAAGAAAGGAAAAAACCUUUGGCUAUUUUACUCACUUUAUGAGGAAAACUCUGUUAUGUUUAUUUGGUUACUGUUUACUGAGCCUUUAACCACCAACUUUAUAUCUAGAACUUUAUUUUUUUAAGGUACUAAUUAGUUUGAAUACAGGGCCAUAAAAUGUCAGAUGAGAAGUUUUAUAUUGUACUGUAGUGAUAAAAGCAAUAGGAAAAAUAAAUGACAUAUGUCUAGUGAUA